AUGUUGUCCACUUUUCCAACCGGUUCUUCGUACGAGGCCAUGCUGGAAAACCCAUUUCCGGCUUUCGACAACGCCUCGACCCCGUGGGAAUGCCACGACCACGACCAUGACCAUGAAUUCUUGCCGGCUUUGUUCCAGAUUCCGGAACAAACCGGAUUGGACAUAUUCCACUCCUCAAAACCGGUGAUUUCAAGUUCGAGUUCUGAAAACCGGGAUGAACCGGAGGAAAAGAUCGAGGUGAUAGACGAGAGAAAACGGCGGCGGAUAGAGUCGAACCGGGAGUCGGCAAGGCGGUCCCGGAUGCGAAAACAGAAGCACUUAGAAAACUUAAGCAACUUGUUGAACAAGCUGAGAGUUGAAAACAAAGAGCUUUCAAAGCGGUUCCGGUUCACGAUGUACCAGGCGAACCGUAUACGGUCGGAAAACGACAAUCUCCUGACAGAACACGAAAUUCUGCGGCGGAAACUUUUGUACAGCCGAGGUGAAUUAAUUUCCCGACAAUUCCCACGACGACAAUUCGGUUACAACGAACAACAACAAAUCCCCGCGCCGACUCUCUCCCAAUCGCAAUACAUCCUUUAUAACAACAAAAACUUCAUUAAUUGCUAA
Molecule: messenger RNA, 609 nt
Organism: Cucurbita moschata (crookneck pumpkin)
Lineage: Eukaryota; Viridiplantae; Streptophyta; Magnoliopsida; Cucurbitales; Cucurbitaceae
Product: basic leucine zipper 4-like
Exons: 1
Coding region: 1-609 (202 amino acids)
Biological process (GO): positive regulation of DNA-templated transcription
Cellular component (GO): nucleus
Molecular function (GO): transcription cis-regulatory region binding; DNA-binding transcription factor activity
Source: RefSeq, a predicted model, not a curated record